AACAUGGCUCGGCGUGGUGGUGCGCUCGAGCCUCCCCACGAAGAACAAAAUGCUCUCAGCUACAUGCAGCCGGAGAUUCUGCCCAUACAGAUCAUGAUCGAUGUGCUGAAAGAGCGAGGAAUGAAAGCAGCUUCACUCCAAGGGACAGACAGAGGUCACAUAAUAUGCCUCUUCCACAAACAUGUUUGCCCUAAACAUCGACGGGAUUACCGAGAGAACAGGAGGGGGAAGAUAAUGAUAGCACAGAGAAGUAAAAGAGAAAAAGGCUCUGUCGAUGAAAAUUGGAAAAAAAUGGUAAUGGAUUCCAAAGAAAGAUCACUGUCAUCAUCAAAUUCCUCUGACUCUGCCAGUGCUGAGCGCCUCAAGCCUCCUCCAUCGUGCAUUAACACAGAAAGAAAGACUAUUAAGUUAGGUGGUUCCAACAAGACUUCUGCAUCUAACAUGGACUUUAUUGUGGUUAAGAGAAGAAGUUCGGAAGAUAGUGACCACGGACCAGAAAAGUUGAGAAAAUUGUCAGGAGAAAGAGACUCGGAGCAGAAUAAAAGAAAAGAUAAUGAGGAUCAUGAAAAUUCCAAAAAGAUGAGAAAAGAUACAGAGGAUGAGAACGAUAAGACCUCACAGGAGAAUGGGAAGAAAAUGAAACAUGACAGAAAACCCAUCACAUGGCCGUGAUUUUGUCAUUGGUAUUUAUUAUAAGAGAAUGCAUAGAUAUAAGGCAGCAAGUAGGAAACGGAAACGACUGACAAGAGAAAAUGUUUAGCCAGCUCUUUAGUAUGGUGAAGGAAAUAAAUGCUGAUAACACAAUUUAUAGAGAGGAACAUAGAGUCUGCAUCUGCUAAGAAGUGCUUUGGGGGGAAAUUCAGUGAUUGUAUAUAUACACCAAAGCUUAGAAGAAUAUUCUUUACUGCUUAAACUUGUAUAAGUAAGGAACUCAUGCAUAGAAACAUUUCUCUAAUAGCCAAAAAGCAAAUGUUUGUAUAGUAUGUCCAUGAUACUCUUUGAAUAUAGAACCCUACUUACAGGCUAGUGGUGGAAAUUAUUUUGUGUUCUUUAUAGUAUACCUGUAAUGUGGAUACUCUUUAUUUUAUUUUUAAGAAUUGAUUUAGAUAUGAAUUACACAGCACUAAUGGCUUAUAUACAUGAACAACAAAACAAAACAAUUGAUGAUUGUAUUCUUGCUAUUGGACAAUAGGGAUAAUAGAACUGUAACUGUGCAGCUUUUUCUACAACCUACUUAUUUGAUAUGUAGAAUAACAAAUUUGGAAUGUAUGAAAAUUCUUGAUUAUUUCAAAGAACUCGUCUUCUUUUUCUUACAUUUCUCUAUAGUUAUAUGUUUUUGUUACAUACUAGGCAGUUUACCAAAGACAGAGUGCUGUGAGUGGACACCUUUACCCCUUAAAAGAUGCAUAUCUUACAGUCUGUGGCUAAUCUUUAUAUCAUACAGUUGCAUCUGUCCGCUGUAAAUUAGUAUACACAAAAAAUUAUUUGUAUUUUGGGAAUCUGCUGAUCAAAUUCUACAUUAUAAGAUUUAAAAAGCAUAAUAGUCAUUUACCCAGUUCAGUUUUCCCUAUGUCAAUUCCCCAUAUCAAAAUAUUGGAUGUGUAUCUUUUAGGAGUUAAAGGAACUGUUAACUGCUAAAAUGCCUGAAAAUAGUCAAAACAUUUUCUUUCUCAAUUUUAUCAGGUAAUGAUAUAAUUCAACCCACUUAACUUUU
Molecule: messenger RNA, 1714 nt
Organism: Penaeus indicus
Lineage: Eukaryota; Metazoa; Arthropoda; Malacostraca; Decapoda; Penaeidae
Exons: 4
Coding region: 4-672 (222 amino acids)
Biological process (GO): embryonic morphogenesis
Cellular component (GO): tRNA-splicing ligase complex
Source: RefSeq, a predicted model, not a curated record